This is a messenger RNA of Abrus precatorius (Indian licorice), 3973 nucleotides long. RefSeq lists its product as uncharacterized. Gene Ontology annotation, biological process: photosynthesis. Gene Ontology annotation, cellular component: membrane; photosystem II. Lineage: Eukaryota; Viridiplantae; Streptophyta; Magnoliopsida; Fabales; Fabaceae. Bases 586 to 948 code for a protein of 120 amino acids. The record is from RefSeq and is a predicted model, not a curated record. The transcript has a single exon.
GCUUUCGACGGUUAAAUGUAGGUUUGGUUUAUCAAAAGCUCCAAGUAAAUUAUAAGUUAAAUUAACUACUGAUGUUUUUUGGACGAUGGAAAUCAAGUUAUAAUUAAAUUUAAAACAUGUCAACAUGCCUACUAUUUUGGUCAUUCUCCUAAUUAAAUCAAGUUAUAAUGGCUCGUAUAACGAAUUUUUCUGGCUAGUACAGGUGCUGGAGCGACCGAGCCCAUUGGCACGAAAUAUGAUACUGCAGAUACAGCCCAAGAUUGAGACCAAAUACUUGUAGUCAUUAUACAUUUAAAUUUCAGCCCAAAAAAACUCUAGAGGAAUUCAGAUUAUACUUUUGAAUUUGAUGCAAUAGAUGGGGAUUGGACAAACAAGAUAACCUUAUCCAUCGAUUUCCAAUGGAGAAGCAGCCACGUCAGACAUAAGCAAAUAUGCCAAAAAUUUCCACCUCUCAUUCUCCUACCGUUUCCAUUGCCGUCUCUCUCAAAAGUGAAAAAACAUACGCACCAUAACCAUUUCCUCACUCUUCAAAGAAGUUUCCCCCGAGUUAGCAAUUUGCAAGGGAAGCAGAACCAGGAGAAAGGAAUGGCUUCAACUUCAGCAAUUUCAAUGGCCGUACCACUAACUCACGCCAGCCAGAAGAGAGUGGUGCCUAGCUCUGAGGCAUUCCUCAAGGCACCAUUGCCUCUGCGGCCUUCAAAAGCUGUGGCAGCGUCAAAACCCAAUGGAAGGUUUCAAGUGAGGGCGUCCAUGAAAGAGAAAGUUGUGACAGGGUUGACAGCAGCUGCAUUGACGGCUUCAAUGAUGGUUCCGGAUGUGGCUGAAGCUGCUGUUACACCUUCCCUCAAGAACUUCUUGCUCAGCAUCGUGGCUGGUGGAGUUGUGGCUGCAGCAAUUGUUGGUGCCGUGAUUGGUGUCGCCAAUUUCGAUCCCGUCAAGCGAAGCUGAGGCCCUACGGGGAUUUCUAGAUUUUCUCUCAUCAUUAUAUGUAUCUGUAAUGUUCUUCAUUAAUGAACUCUGUGUUAUGUGUAAUAGUAAUAUCUGACUCUUUGGCCCCACUUGAGCAGAAGCUUUCCAAUUCUUACAAUGUAAUUUCCAUUUUGGCAUAUCAUAGAAACAUAUUGCUUACAUGUUACUGCUGCAUAGGAAUCAAAUUUAAAAGUACCCGCAUGAUAGAUAACUUCUUGAAAUAAAUAAUCCUACUAAAGGACGCUUUGAGGAUGGCAUCUGAAGCAUGAAAAUCGCGGACAAAAAAAAAUUAAAUGGAACGGAUGAAAGAAGAAUUGUGAUGAAAAAUCAACAACAGAGAUGUUGUGGAUAUAUGAGCGUCCGCUGCAAAACGCUCGAAUUAAAAUAUUAUAGAACUUUGAGAUAUGAAGGCAUCCACCAAUAUAUGAAACAGAAUAGUUAGAACUUGAAUUAAUAACUAAAUCUAGGUUUUGCAACAGAUAACAUGGUAACUCAAGUACUGAUGACCGAUUCUAUGGUAAAUUGUAUACUAACAGUAAAAUGAAGAUGCUGAAACCGAAUAACAGUUACUGCCUAGAGCCUGCAAAACUUUGAAACCAAAUCAAGCAUGUAUCUACUCUCCGAAGAAUAAUUCACCUUAUCUGCCUUAAUUACUGUAAUCUUCACCCUCUGCUCAUCACCAUACAAUUCCUCUUUAAUUUUUAGCCUCAAGAUAAAUUGGUUGAAGAGUCUACUCUUGAUUAUUCCUCCAAACUUCUCAUCAUCCUGCUUCUCAUACUUCAACAAGUACAUCUCCUUUGCUGAGUAACCCAAAAUCUCUUCCCCUGAUUCCUGGAAAGCAGUAACCCAAGUUAUUCCAGAAUGAUCCAGAAUUUGAGCUUGAAGAAGAUAUCGGUAAUCACACUCCUCAAACUCUUGGUUGCAUCUAUCACAUUGCCAUCUUGUGUUUCCUGACCUAUUCACCUUCUUGUUGCACUGCCGAUCUCCAAUCAUCAGAGGGCAAGCUGUGUAACAAAAUGUAUCAGUCUUGAUGAAAGAUAUUGUUGCACUCACUGUUAUCCAAUCUGGCUUAUCUGACCGCCCCAGACCUUCAUCCUUGAUCUGAGAGACGGUUUUUCGUACAUCAUACUUAGGUCCUCCAGGUAUAAUGUCCUUCGAAAUGGACAGAGAUGAAGAAUCUUUUCCCACUUGAUCAAACCAGUCCCUUAAGCUACGUGCCUCAGAGAAAUCUGGGUUUAUGAAAAGCUGUGUAGCAGAAAUAGUCCCUAUAGACUUCCCUGUGAAGUCAUUAACCUUCCCAGCUUUGACUGCCAGAAUUGGGAAAAACCCAGCAUCGACCAUCUCAUGCAACUUUUGGCCUUCCCUGUUACAAAAUUCACCCCAAAGGAUUAGCUCAACAUUCCUCCCCGAAUUGUCCUUUAGAUUCAAAAUUCUUCUUUGAGUUUCCAUUCCAUUCUUCCUCAAGAUAGGAACUGAUGGAUACACGGAUGUCACAACGGCAAUAACAUCAAGUAUGGAAUUAUUGUCAACUUUCUCAACAUCACUGAUAGGCCUAAAGGAAAACUGCUGUUUAGGUAUAGAACCAUCUUCAUCUGGGCAAAGUUCAACAGCUGAAGUCAAAUCCAACAGUAUUUCCCAUUCAUUCUUCAAAUGGUUGAAGUUCUUCUGCGCAGGUUUCAGGCUACCUUUGGAUAUCAAGUAAACUCUACCAACUUCAAUUGCAUCAUAGAAUCGAUCCACAACUGCAUUAAAGCUGGUUACCCGUAUUUCACCUCCAUCAGAAUCAAGAAGAUCAAAUGAGAAGACCUUCCCAUCUCCCCGGGCAUUAUUAUAACGGCGCAAAUCCCCUUUUGCAGUUACCCUUGCCUUGAUGGCCCACCGACCUUGAUAAGGAUUUAAAGCAGCUAUUGGAAUAAUACAAGGCGGGGCCUCAUUUUUCACAAUCGCACCAUGACUUCUGUAAACCGGAGGUUGAACAGUUGGCCGGAAAUUCUGCACAUUACAACUUCCACUUUGAGCUGCCUGAUGAUAAUUAUUACUCCCGGAUGAGUCUUGCUUAUUGUUAUUAGGUAAUGCUCCUUGAGUUGCCAAAUCAGAUUCCACAAAUGACUUUGGAUUUCCAAUGAUCUCGCAAUCUGGUAUUAUAGUUUCCAAAUUGAGCACCACAACAAUCCUGUACAAAGAGCACAGGGUCUUACCCCACACCAAGGCCAACCUUACCGUGACAAGCAGUUAAAGCAUAUAAAUUAAUUUUAUAGGAAAAUUCUAAUGUCGAAAAGCUAGGUUCCUUCCGUAACAUGUUUUUGACUCCAGCAUCCACACAAACACUUAAACAACCAGUGAUAAGGUUUUGUCAAUCUAUACCGAGGUUGAAUUUUUUACUUCUCCCAAAACCAGGUAGAUGUUAUUAGUAUCUGAAGUCCAACCAGAAUAAAAUUCCGAUUCCGGAGAAAUUAAACUUCAAAUAUAAUAUGACAUAUUAUAUAUAAUCAUAAUUGCAGUAAUCGAAUAUGAAAUUAAGCGUAAGAAGGAGACUAACUUGCGAUUCUGAAUAGGACUGCAAAUGUAGUCGAUCAGCUGAACAACGGAACCUUUCUUGACUUGACCGGUUCGGACUCGGUCGUUGAGCUGAGUCGCGAGCAUGGCUUGCUGAGAGGAAACGGCGUCGGAAAGCAAAAUGCGGUACCUCUCUUGCUGCAUACUGUUUCGAAUCAACUUGAUAUCAAGAACCUGCAACAGCGGCUUCGAGUUCAUGUCGCCGGCCACUAUCGCCGGGAUCGCAUUCGGCGUUAAAUUCACCGACAUAUUCCUUUCUGAAACGAAAAGAGAGAGAGAAAGAGAUUUUGGAGGGAGCAAAGGAGAGAAAUCAGACUCUGCGAUGUGGCUUUCGAAAUGAAAUGUAACGACAUAACAAACCGACGUUAUAAGGCCUACAACUUUUUGGGCCGGACCGGGCCUAACUACAAAUUCCGAUACCCUCAUAGUGAGUUACGAGAGGAAAGAA